This is a messenger RNA of Odobenus rosmarus divergens (Pacific walrus), 1932 nucleotides long. RefSeq names its product exonuclease 3'-5' domain containing 1 (gene EXD1). Gene Ontology annotation, biological process: nucleobase-containing compound metabolic process. Gene Ontology annotation, molecular function: 3'-5' exonuclease activity; nucleic acid binding. The record is from RefSeq and is a predicted model, not a curated record. Lineage: Eukaryota; Metazoa; Chordata; Mammalia; Carnivora; Odobenidae. The transcript is spliced from 11 exons. The annotation marks the transcript as partial.
AUGAGGAGCGAGGCUUCGCCCGGCGCAGGAGCCGACGUCGGCGCUUCCAGCUCCAGCCCCCGAAUGAAUCAGCCCAGCGCAGGGCCGGGUAUUCCUAAGGACGGACCACGCCCCCGGAAGCGUGAUGCCACCGGCCUUAAAAAGGUCCUCCGUCCUCCUCGCCGCUGGGGGCGCUCGGGAGCCAGCCUCCGGGGUGCGCGCCGAUUGGCUCCUCGGGAAACAGCCGGGACCUCUGGUUGCGCCAGGCUGGCGUCCGCUGGUCGGUGUGGGUUUUCAGUCCCGUGCACUUUUCUCCUGUUUUCUUUUUCGUCUCUGUCCUUUGAUAACCGCCAACGCCGGCUUGGAACUCCCCGAGAGUUCUUCCUUAACAGCAGUACCUCCUUUUUUAGUUCUAAUGAAGCUCGAGGAAGUCACCAUUUGGCUGAAACUGGGACAGGAUUUCCCAAACUUCCUUCGUUAAAAAAUAACCUAACGGUGGACGAGAUUGAAUUCCUAGCGUAUGUGGAACUACUGGAUGAAGUAGAACAAGGUGUGAUGAGAGAAAAGGCAUCUUCUGUCAGUCUAAAUACAGAAAGAACCAGGAUGGAUAAAGGUGAAGACCUAAACAUACGUGAGCCUCUUUCUCCUGCCUCUGAGGCACUAACCACCUCUCUGCUGAGUGACCUCAGGUACAGCCCAUCAGAGGAAGAGGAGGUGACAUAUACAGUCAUUGAUCAAUUCCAGCAGAAGUUUGGUGCUGCAAUGCUCCACAUCAAGAAGCAGAGUGUCCUGAGUGUGGCAGCCGAAGGUGCUAAUGUGUGUCGUCAUGGGAAACUAUGUUGGCUUCAGGUGGCCACAAAUAGCCGAGUUUACUUAUUUGACAUUUUCCUUCUGGGAAGUCGUGCUUUCAACAAUGGACUUCAGAUGGUGUUAGAAGACAAGAGAAUUUUGAAGGUUAUCCAUGAUUGUCGUUGGCUUUCUGAUUGCCUCUCUCAUCAGUAUGGAAUUUUGCUGAAUAAUGUCUUUGACACACAGGUAGCAGAUGUCCUUCAAUUUUCCAUGGAAACAGGUGGCUUUCUUCCAAACUGCAUCAGUUCUUUACAGGAGAGUUUAAUCAGACACCUUAAGGUAGCCCCUAAGUAUCUCUCCUUUCUGGAAGAAAGACAAAAAUUGAUUCAGGUGAGUACUGAAGCAUUGUGGUUCACACGACCUCUUUCACCUUUUUUUUUUUUAAUUUUGGCCCUGGAAGCUACCUACCUACUUUUUUUUUUUUUGGUACUCCUGGAUGAGAUGAUGUCUGACCUAACCACCCUUGUGGACGGGUACCUAACCACCUACCGGGAAGGGUCUGCAGACCGCCUUGGGGGGACAGAGCCUACAUGUAUGGAGCUUCCAGAAGAUUUUUUUUUUUUCAAGGACUUCCAGAAGCAGCGCAGAGAGUUUUUUUUUUUAGAAUAUAGGGUGAACGCACGGGGCCUCCUUUUUUUUUUUGUGCUACAUCCAAAGAAAUCAGUGACAGAUUUUUUUUUUUAAGUAGGGGUUUCCUUACUUUGUAAAAACUUUUUUUUUUUUGAAACUCCAAGUUUUACAUCUCAUCAGGUUUUUUUUUUUCUGAAAGAGGAAUCUAAAAAUAAACAAACUCCGACAGAACCUCAACAUCUACCUCCCAUGAAGGAAGAAUUUUUUUUUUUUUGUAUCAACAAACUCAUUUGCUCUGAGUUUUUUUUUUUUAGACAGGAGUUUCAGACAAAUUUAUCUUUUUUUUUUUUUUUAGAACAGUUACUGAUGGUGGAAAACAAGGAAGAUCUAAAAUGCACAAAGCAAGAUGUUUCAGUGUCUCUUUCCCUUCCUCAGGAAACCGGAGUGUCUCCAAGUGACACCUUUCAUCCUCUUAGAAAAGCUGUGCUUCCCACACUUCCUUUUUUUUUUUUCUUGGAGAAAACAGAUUCUUGG